Chinchilla lanigera (long-tailed chinchilla) is the source of this 1545-nucleotide messenger RNA. It is a transcript of the gene Ntn5, whose product is annotated as netrin 5. The record is from RefSeq and is a predicted model, not a curated record. Gene Ontology annotation, molecular function: protein binding. Lineage: Eukaryota; Metazoa; Chordata; Mammalia; Rodentia; Chinchillidae.
UCAGCUCCAGGCAGUGCCGGGCGGAUUCCCCACGGCGAGGACGCCAGGGCGGCUCCACAGCUCCCGCCCAGACCCCCAGCCUGGGCCAAGAGCAGCCACUCAUCUCACUCCCUCCGUUCCUCCGGGAGCCCACGAGGGAGCCCACCGCCACCAGCCUGCGGGAGGAGCAUGUGGGGACCGACUGCGGACUCUGUGGCACAGGUGCUGGCUCUGUCGGGACCAUGCCUGUGACCUUUGCCCUCUUGCUCCUCCUGGGCCAGGCCACCUCAGAUCCGUGCUACGAUCCUGGCGGCCGUCCCCGCUUCUGCCUCCCGCCAGUGACCCGGCUGGCCAGUGGUGGAGCCGCCUCCUGCCCUCAGGCCUGUGGCCUCUCCCCAGGGAUGGGCUCUGGCCCCGGGGCUACUUGCAAUGGCAGCCUGACCCUGGACCUGGAUGGCCCCUUCCUCCUGACGUCCGUCAGCCUGCGCUUCUGCACCCCAGGGCCCCCAGCCCUUGUUCUGUCUGCUGCCUGGGCCGCUGGGGGUCCUUGGAGGCCUCUGUGGCGCAGAGCCGCCUGGCCCGGAGCCUUGGGGGGCCCCGAGAGGGUGACCUUCCGCUCCCCAGCAGGCCCUAAGGCCAGGGUGGUGGCACGCCACCUCCGUGUGGAGUUUGGGGGCCGGGUAGGGCUGGCAGCAGCUGGAGUGAGAGGCCGCUGCCAGUGCCACGGUCACGCUGCCCGCUGUGCCACCCGUGCCCGGCCUCCCCGCUGCCGCUGCCGCCACCACACCACUGGCCCAGGGUGCGAGAGCUGCCGCCCAUCUCAUCGCGACUGGCCUUGGCGACCUGCCACACCCCAGCAUCCCCAUCCUUGUCUGCCCUGCUCCUGCAACCAGCACGCCCGCCGCUGCCGCUUCAGUGCUGAGCUGUUCAGGCUGUCGGGUGGCCGGAGUGGGGGUGUGUGUGAGCGGUGCCGCCACCACACAGCAGGACGCCACUGCCACUACUGCCAGCCUGGGUUCUGGAGGGACCCCAGCCAGCCCAUCACCAGCCGCAAGGCCUGCAGGGGUGAGUGCAGCGUGAAGCCAGCCUGCCAGUGCCACCCGAUUGGGGCCACAGGAGGUACCUGCAACCAGACCAGUGGACAGUGCGCCUGCAAGUUAGGGGUCACAGGCCUGACGUGCAACCGCUGUGGGCUGGGCUACCAGCAGAGCCGCUCCCCCAGGAUGCCCUGCCAGCGAAUUCCAGAGACCGCUACCCCUCUUGCCACUACCCCUGCUACUUCAAGCUCUGACCCUCAGUGUCAAAACUACUGCAACACCUCGGACAGCAGGGUCCGCAUGAGCCUUCGGAGGUACUGCCAGCAGGACUACGUGGAGGCCGCGCUGGGCCCGCCCGCUGCGGAGGCUGCAGCAGGAGGAGCGCGCCGGCGGCUGCCGCGGUCUGAAGCCCUCCACACCGAGCCCCCAAACUGGACACUAACCAAGGCUGGAACUGCCUCAAAAGCCACCGAAGAAACUCAGAGGCGACGCGGGAGGAACCCUCCACCUCGACGUACAUCCUUCAGGA